GACAUCAAGCAAGUCCCAGUUACAGAAAGAACCCACUGCAGGGCGUCCAGUCACUUGCCCAGUGAAAAGACUGUAAUCAGACAACUUUAAUAAAGGGAGAGCAGGAGAGUGGUGACGAAUUUCCACAUUCCGAACAAGCUUGUCGAAAGAGGAGUGCAGGGAAGGAGCAAGAAUGAGGCACUGGAAGACGGUGAGCGGGGCCUUGCCACAGAAUCCCGGGCCCACCUGCUUUCUCACAGUCGCGACAGCCGGCCCGGAGAAGGGCAGCCCAGCGAAGGGCACGCCCCGCGCGGGUGCCAGGGAGGCCGGCAGGGGCGUCCGCGGUCGCUGCUCACCUGCGCUCCCCGCUGCCCGGCCCAGCCCGCCUCGCCACCGAGUCUGGAAGCCCACACUCACCCCUUUACCCGGGAAACGCGGCCGGAGCCGGCGGCGGGUCGGGAGUCCGAGAUGGUAGAUCCCCCUCCAGGCGCCUCGCUGACAUUUUGUCCCGGACGGAAAACCUCCGCGCGUGCCCCUUAAAGACACAGCGCUGCAUUCACACGUCUGCGGGGAAAGGGGGGCCGUCACGUGUGGCCUUCGCCCGAAAGCGGUAGGGGAGUCGCUCUGAAACCGCCAAGGAUCGCGAGCGACAGAUUUGUGUUGGCCAGGGUUUUAAGAUGACGCAAUAGCUGAGUGUGGUUGAAAUGUAACUAUUGUUUUACAACUUUGCAUUAACCUUCCAAGACCUGAAUUCCCGGGCCUGAGUCUCAGAGCGCGGUUUGCAUCUUUGCAGGCUGUAGGCGCAUGAUGUCACAAGUUAUUGGAAGAAAUCCCUCCAACCUAGGUUGGGACAGAUGAAGGCGGCGCUUAUUGGUGUUCACCAAAACACCAGCAUGGUGUACCAGCUUUGGCUAGAUGAUGCUCAGGAAAACACAGAUCCUGGUGCCGAACAUGAGGACAGGGCAGGCCGAAGGAGAAAGUGGAAGGAGGGGAGCUUCUCUCUCAGCCUCAUCCUUCUGGGCCUGGAUGCUGGAGAGUCAUGAGGUGCUUCAGAGUACUCUGGGUGAGGAGGGAAAGAUGGUGCCCACCACAUGGAGGCCAGCCUAGGUCUUGUAUGAAACCUGUGAGCAGGUGUCUUCUGCGGAGGUGCGCAUCGGGCCCAUGAGACUGACGCAGGACCCUAUUCAGGUUUUGCUGAUCUUUGCAAAGGAAGAUAGUCAGAGCGAUGGCUUCUGGUGGGCCUGCGACAGAGCUGGUUAUAGAUGCAAUAUUGCUCGGACUCCAGAGUCAGCCCUUGAAUGCUUUCUUGAUAAGCAUCAUGAAAUUAUUGUAAUUGAUCAUAGACAAACUCAGAACUUCGAUGCAGAAGCAGUGUGCAGGUCGAUCCGGGCCACAAAUCCCUCCGAGCACACGGUGAUCCUCGCAGUGGUUUCGCGAGUAUCGGAUGACCAUGAAGAGGCGUCAGUCCUUCCUCUUCUCCACGCAGGCUUCAACAGGAGAUUUAUGGAGAAUAGCAGCAUAAUUGCUUGCUAUAAUGAACUGAUUCAAAUAGAACAUGGGGAAGUUCGCUCCCAGUUCAAAUUACGGGCCUGUAAUUCAGUGUUUACAGCAUUAGAUCACUGUCAUGAAGCCAUAGAAAUAACAAGCGAUGACCACGUGAUUCAGUAUGUCAACCCAGCCUUCGAAAGGAUGAUGGGCUACCACAAAGGUGAGCUCCUGGGAAAAGAACUCGCUGAUCUGCCCAAAAGCGAUAAGAACCGGGCAGACCUUCUCGACACCAUCAAUACAUGCAUCAAGAAGGGAAAGGAGUGGCAGGGGGUUUACUAUGCCAGACGGAAAUCCGGGGACAGCAUCCAACAGCACGUGAAGAUCACCCCAGUGAUUGGCCAAGGAGGGAAAAUUAGGCAUUUUGUCUCGCUCAAGAAACUGUGUUGUACCACUGACAAUAAUAAGCAGAUUCACAAGAUUCAUCGUGAUUCAGGAGACAAUUCUCAGACAGAGCCUCAUUCAUUCAGAUAUAAGAACAGGAGGAAAGAGUCCAUUGACGUGAAAUCGAUAUCAUCUCGAGGCAGUGAUGCACCAAGCCUGCAGAAUCGUCGCUAUCCGUCCAUGGCGAGGAUCCACUCCAUGACCAUCGAGGCUCCCAUCACAAAGGUUAUAAAUAUAAUCAAUGCAGCCCAAGAAAACAGCCCAGUCACAGUAGCGGAAGCCUUGGACAGAGUUCUAGAGAUUUUACGGACCACAGAACUGUACUCCCCUCAGCUGGGUACCAAAGAUGAAGAUCCCCACACCAGUGAUCUUGUUGGAGGCCUGAUGACUGACGGCUUGAGAAGACUGUCAGGAAACGAGUAUGUGUUUACUAAGAAUGUGCACCAGAGUCACAGUCACCUUGCAAUGCCAAUAACCAUCAAUGAUGUUCCCCCUUGUAUCUCUCAAUUACUUGAUAAUGAGGAGAGUUGGGACUUCAACAUCUUUGAAUUGGAAGCCAUUACGCAUAAAAGGCCAUUGGUUUAUCUGGGCUUAAAGGUCUUCUCUCGGUUUGGAGUAUGUGAAUUUUUAAACUGUUCUGAAACCACUCUUCGGGCCUGGUUCCAAGUGAUCGAAGCCAACUACCACUCUUCCAAUGCCUACCACAACUCCACCCAUGCUGCCGACGUCCUGCACGCCACCGCUUUCUUUCUUGGAAAGGAAAGAGUAAAGGGAAGCCUCGAUCAGUUGGAUGAGGUGGCAGCCCUCAUUGCUGCCACAGUCCAUGACGUGGAUCACCCGGGAAGGACCAACUCUUUCCUCUGCAAUGCAGGCAGUGAGCUUGCUGUGCUCUACAAUGACACUGCUGUUCUGGAGAGUCACCACACCGCCCUGGCCUUCCAGCUCACGGUCAAGGACACCAAAUGCAACAUUUUCAAGAAUAUUGACAGGAACCAUUAUCGAACGCUGCGCCAGGCUAUUAUUGACAUGGUUUUGGCAACAGAGAUGACAAAACACUUUGAACAUGUGAAUAAGUUUGUGAACAGCAUCAACAAGCCAAUGGCAGCUGAGAUUGAAGGCAGCGACUGUGAAUGCAACCCUGCUGGGAAGAACUUCCCUGAAAACCAAAUCCUGAUCAAACGCAUGAUGAUUAAGUGUGCUGACGUGGCCAACCCAUGCCGCCCCUUGGACCUGUGCAUUGAAUGGGCUGGGAGGAUCUCUGAGGAGUAUUUUGCACAGACUGAUGAAGAGAAGAGACAGGGACUACCUGUGGUGAUGCCAGUGUUUGACCGGAAUACCUGUAGCAUCCCCAAGUCUCAGAUCUCUUUCAUUGACUACUUCAUAACAGACAUGUUUGAUGCUUGGGAUGCCUUUGCACAUCUGCCAGCCCUGAUGCAACAUUUGGCUGACAACUACAAACACUGGAAGACACUAGAUGACCUAAAGUGCAAAAGUUUGAGGCUUCCAUCUGACAGCUAAAGCCAAGCCACAGAGGGGGCCUCUUGACCGACAAAGGACACUGUGAAUCACAGUAGCGUAAACGAGAGGCCUUCCUUUCUAAUGACAAUGACAGGUAUUGGUGAAGGAGCUAAUGUUUAAUAUUUGACCUUGAAUCAUUCAAGUCCCCAAAUUUCAUUCUUAGAAAGUUAUGUUCCAUGAAGAAAAAUAUAUGUUCUUUUGAAUACUUAAUGACAGAACAAAUACUUGGCAAACUCCUUUGCUCUGCUGUCAUCCUGUGUACCCUUGUCAAUCCAUGGAGCUGGUUCACUGUAACUAGCAGGCCACAGGAAGCAAAGCCUUGGUGCCUGUGAGCUCAUCUCCCAGGAUGGUGACUAAGUAGCUUAGCUAGUGAUCAGCUCAUCCUUUACCAUAAAAGUCAUCAUUGCUGUUUAGCUUGACUGUUUUCCUCAAGAACAUCGAUCUGAAGGAUUCAUAAGGAGCUUAUCUGAACAGAUUUAUCUAAGAAAAAAAAAAAACGACAUAAAAUAAGUGAAACAACUAGGACCAAAUUACAGAUAAACUAGUUAGCUUCACAGCCUCUAUGGCUACAUGGUUCUUCUGGCCGAUGGUAUGACACCUAAGUUAGAACACAGCCUUGGCUGGUGGGUGCCCUCUCUAGACUGGUAUCAGCAGCCUGUGUAACCCCUUUCCUGUAAAAGGGGUUCAUCUUAACAAAGUCAUCCAUGAUGAGGGAAAAAGUGGCAUUUCAUUUUUGGGGAAUCCAUGAGCUUCCUUUAUUUCUGGCUCACAGAGGCAGCCACGAGGCACUACACCAAGUAUUAUAUAAAAGCCAUUAAAUUUGAAUGCCCUUGGACAAGCUUUUCUUAAAAAAAAAAAAAAAAAGUUUAUAUACAUGUUUAAAAUUUUUAUUAAAAUCCAAAUUUUCUGGGUGUAAGCCCAUGCAGUAUGUUGUGCCAUGCACCAUCUAUACGUAAUAUUUUGGGAGGGGAUAGGGGAAGUUUCAAGGUUCAGAUAUUUUUAACCAGUCUAUAUUUGAAAUCAUGCCAUUAGCUUUAACAAUGUUAAAAUUGUGUGGUGUAAAUAUAUCAGAAAAUAGGCAUAUGGGGAGGCAGUAAAUACUAUUUUAAGCUAUUAAUUGUAUGCUAAAAGCUUCUAAAGCACAAGUGCAUAUUUUUAUACUGCUCUUUUCACAACUCCCUGUGAUCUACAUAAAGUCAGACUCGAGAUUUUCCUUUCUCUUUUACCAGCUGAUCCUUCCUAUGUAUUAUAAAUAUUAGACUCCGUAAACAAACUUCAUUUUUCUUUCUCUGUACUUCAUGCUGCAUUUUUAAAAGGUAUAAACAAACAGAGACUGAAUUAAUUGAAUCAGUAAUUACUUUUUUCCAAUACAAAUUGGAAUGCAGAAUACUUGGAACUUGUACAUGGGGAAAAAAUGACUUAUCACUACAUAAUGUGCCAAUGUUUUUUUCUAUGUUUUGUACCAAAAAUGGAAAAAUAUGACAAUUCCAUGCAAAGAAAUGUAUCUAAAUUAUUUUUGUUAGAUGAUAAGAGAACUUGCUUGGUCAGGACAGCAGCCAGCUUUGUAUUGUAAUGCUAUAUUAUGUAAAUGUGAUGAAAAUGUUUUUGUGAAGUACUUGUAACUAAAUUCCUACAGCCAUUUUUCACUCCCAACAGCUGUUUUUAUUUUACCUCUUUGGCCUAAAGUUUUCAUAAUUUCAAA
Homo sapiens (human) is the source of this 5128-nucleotide messenger RNA. It is a transcript of the gene PDE8B, whose product is annotated as phosphodiesterase 8B. Lineage: Eukaryota; Metazoa; Chordata; Mammalia; Primates; Hominidae. Gene Ontology annotation, biological process: signal transduction; cAMP catabolic process; negative regulation of insulin secretion. The transcript has 23 exons. The record is from RefSeq and is marked reviewed. Bases 1141 to 3426 code for a protein of 761 amino acids. Gene Ontology annotation, molecular function: 3',5'-cyclic-AMP phosphodiesterase activity; 3',5'-cyclic-nucleotide phosphodiesterase activity; phosphoric diester hydrolase activity.